AUGUUUGCCCGAUCUGCCAUUCUCCUCGCCACCCUUGCAGCAGCAAGUGCUCAGCUCACCGCCUCUCUCAUCGAGUGCCAGCCCGCCCUCCUCUCUUGGUCCGGUGGUUCUUCCCCUUACUACCUCUCCAUCAUUCCCGGUGGUGAGUCUGGCUCUGCCGCCCUCAAGGACUUUGGAGAGCAGUCCGGUACCUCCCUCACCUGGACCGUCGACAUUGCCUCUGGCACUUCUGUCACUGUCAGGGUUACCGACUCUACUGGUGCUAUCAACUACGACGAUGUUGUCUCCGUCCAGUCUGGCUCCAGCACCUCUUGUUUGAGCUCCAGCACCUCUGCUUCUGGUAUCACCGGCUCUUCUUCUGCGUACGUCGCCUUCCUUUGUCCUCCUUGGUCCUCUGUUGUUUACCUCGGGCUCACCUGCGUUUUCAGCACUUCUGGCGCCGCUGCCGCCUCUGGCUCUUCUUCUGCCGCCAGCUCCGGCUCUUCUUCUGCCGCCGCCAGCUCCGGCUCCUCCUCCGCCGCUGCCGACAGUUCUUCUACCGAUGCCAGCUCCGCCCCCACCUCGUCUUCUUCUUCCUCCUCCUCUUCAUCCUCUUCCGGCGCCAUGGGCUUUGCUUCUGCCUCCGUCGCCGGCAUUGCCCUCUCUGCCGUCGCUGCCGGUGUUGUCGCCUUCUUCUAA
This is a messenger RNA of Cryptococcus wingfieldii CBS 7118, 678 nucleotides long. RefSeq lists its product as hypothetical. The record is from RefSeq and is a predicted model, not a curated record. The coding region runs from base 1 to 678 and encodes 225 amino acids. Lineage: Eukaryota; Fungi; Basidiomycota; Tremellomycetes; Tremellales; Cryptococcaceae. The transcript is spliced from 4 exons.